AUGAAAAACCAGGACCUAAUGUACUUGAUCGAAACCGGUUUCGGAACUUUCCCCCCGCCGCGGGCCCCACACAACAAGUACUUCCUCCACAUCGACACCGCCAGCGAGCUCAUGUGGGCCCAGUGCGACGAGUGCCGCAGAACGCGCUCCUGCUUCCUCCAGGCGGCACCACUCUUCCCCGCCCGCCAAUCCAAGACCUACCGCCCCCUCCCAUGCAACAAACACCCCCUCUGCACCCCCGGAGAGUGCAUCAAAUCCACCUGCUCCUACGAAAUCGUCUACGCUGACGAUGCAGCAACUUCCGGAUACCUCGCUCAGGAAAGCUUAACUUUCCGUUCGGACAAGAACAAGACCGCAACUGUCCAAAAAGUUGUUUUCGGAUGUGGCAUAAAAAACCUCGGUUUUAGCGAGUCCUCGAAAACAAAUAUCGUUGCGGGCAAUUUUGGUAUGGGCCCCGGAAAGCUCUCGUUUUUAACUCAAAAACGGGACAUAACUCAAGGCAGGUUUUCUUACUGUCUCCCACCGUUCGAGUCUGCACAUAAAUCCACCACUUUCCUCAGGUUCGGUAAUGAUGUGCCACAGACGAAGGGGUUCAAGUCAACACCGUUGAUUAUAAACCGCGACAACCCGUUUUAUUUCGUGGUCUUAAAAGGCAUAAGCAUUGCGAACAAACGAGUCAACACUAUAACAGAUUCGAUGCUUGCUCGUACAAACGCAGAUGGCGGCGGCUAUGGAGGUUGUAUAGUGGACUCAGGGAGUACGAUAACGGUGGUUCCUCCAGUGGUGUAUCAGAAGCUGAAAGAAAUGCUGAUCAAGAAUCACUUUUUGAGCUACAAAAAGACGAGGAAUUUAGAAAGUAUGGACGUGUGUUAUUUGUUCCCGCGUAACAAGGGAUUUAAGGACCUUCCGAAUAUUACUUUCCAUUUUCAGGAUUCUGAUAUGGUGUUGCCUCCUCAAUUGGGGUAUAUAUUCGGAAAGAGGGGUAAAAAUAACUACUUUUGUCUAGCGAUGGCUGCUCAUGAUAUCGAUGGUUUGAUUGUGAUUGGAGCUUUGCAGCAGGCGAAUACUCGUUUCGUAUUUGAUAUUGUGAAACGGAAGCUGUACUUUGGCCAUGAAGAUUGCACUCUUGGCGCUUAG
Molecule: messenger RNA, 1137 nt
Organism: Erythranthe guttata (spotted monkey flower)
Lineage: Eukaryota; Viridiplantae; Streptophyta; Magnoliopsida; Lamiales; Phrymaceae
Product: aspartic proteinase nepenthesin-1
Biological process (GO): proteolysis
Cellular component (GO): extracellular region
Molecular function (GO): aspartic-type endopeptidase activity
Source: RefSeq, a predicted model, not a curated record